Messenger RNA from Pangasianodon hypophthalmus (striped catfish), 3036 nucleotides. It is a transcript of the gene adcyap1r1b, whose product is annotated as adenylate cyclase activating polypeptide 1b (pituitary) receptor type I. The coding region runs from base 523 to 1863 and encodes 446 amino acids. The transcript has 14 exons. Gene Ontology annotation, biological process: adenylate cyclase-modulating G protein-coupled receptor signaling pathway; cell surface receptor signaling pathway. The record is from RefSeq and is a predicted model, not a curated record. Gene Ontology annotation, molecular function: peptide hormone binding; G protein-coupled peptide receptor activity; vasoactive intestinal polypeptide receptor activity. NCBI's taxonomy places the organism in Eukaryota, Metazoa, Chordata, Actinopteri, Siluriformes, Pangasiidae. Gene Ontology annotation, cellular component: plasma membrane; neuron projection.
AUGCGAGGCACAUAGCAGCGGCUGCAUCGUCAGUCAGCGCGCAGAAGCGCAAAGCAAGCACACACACGCACACACACACACACGCACACACACACACACACGCACACACUUGUUCACUAUUACAGUCACAUCGCUGUUGGUCUCAGUGUUUUCCCUCUCAGUGCUUUUCCUCUCUCAGUGCUGUGUAUGCGGGGGUUCUGGAGCAUCUCCACCGCACAGCUCGAGCCACCGCAAUACCUGCACUGCUCAACUCACCAAGUUUCCAGGCGCAGGAUUUGGUUUUUUUGUUUUUUUGCAUCGCUUUCCCUCGUCGAUUUGUUCUGUGCAUCUCAAAAGAAACCAGCAAAGACAGCGACUGAGGUGAUCUACUCGCCUUAGAGCAUUCAGCAGCCUCCUCUCUGUGCAUCGCGAUGAUCCCAAGAUGAUUUGAAAUACCACAGCAAUAUUCCAGUGAAUCCUCGCUUCUCUGGUCUUCAGUGCAGCAUUUGAGAGGAAGAUUUCACAACAUCAUCUUUGAAUAAAAUGGCUGCCUUUGUGAAAAACUGCUUGUACAUGCUCUUGGCAUUUACUGUACUUCCUCUGAUCUUAAGCAUGCACCCAGACUGUGUCAUCCAACUAGAAAAAGAAAAAUGUAUGGAGAGGAUGGCCUUGGACGACCCUGGCAGUGACCCUGAAAACAUGUGUCGCUGGAUGUGGGACAACCUGACAUGCUGGCAGCCAGUGAGAAUAGGUGAUGUGGUGUGGAUGCCCUGUCCUGAGCUCUUUGAGGUCAUGAAUGAAGAAUAUGAUGAGUUUGGAAAGGUGAGCCGUAACUGUACUGAGGAUGGCUGGUCAGAGAUGUUCCCUCAUUACGUGGAUGUGUGUCCUUUUGAUGACAAUAGAAGUAGUCCUAUGGACAAGUACUAUGUGUCUGUGAAAGCUCUGUACACAGUGGGCUACAGCACGUCUCUGGUGUCUCUCACCACUGCCAUGGUGAUCCUCUGCUGGUUCAGGAAGCUUCACUGCACCAGGAACUUCAUCCACAUGAAUCUCUUUGUGUCUUUUAUCCUGAGAGCCAUCUCAGUUUUCAUUAAAGAUGGAGUUCUGUAUGCUGAGGAGGACAGCAGCCACUGCUUUAUACAUACUGUGGAAUGUAAGGCAGUGAUGGUGUUUUUUCACUACUGCGUUUUGUCAAACUACUUCUGGCUGUUCAUUGAGGGGCUGUACCUCUUUACUCUGCUGGUGGAAACCUUCUUCCCUGAGAGGAGAUAUUUCUACUGGUACACCAUCAUCGGCUGGGGAACCCCAACUGUGUGUGUGACAGUCUGGGCGAUGCUCCGUGUCCAUUUUGAUAACAUUGGAUGUUGGGACAUAAAUAACAACGCCGCCAUCUGGUGGGUGAUAAAGGGACCCGUGCUUGCUUCCAUUAUGAUCAACUUCGUCCUCUUUAUCGGUAUCAUUAUAAUCCUUGUCCAGAAGUUGCAGUCUCCUGAUAUAGGAGGCAAUGAAUCCAGCAUUUACUUACGCCUUGCUCGCUCCACUCUCCUGCUCAUCCCUCUCUUUGGUAUCCACUACACUGUGUUUGCUUUCACUCCUGAAGAUGUUAGUAAGAGGGAACGGCUCGUGUUUGAACUGGGUCUUGGCUCUUUCCAGGGCUUUGUGGUUGCUGUCCUUUACUGCUUCCUCAAUGGAGAGGUGCAGUCGGAGGUGAAGAGGAAGUGGAGGAGCUGGACGGUGAACCGUUACUUUGCGGUGGACAUGAAGCACAGGCACCCGUCCUUGGCUAGCAGUGGCGUAAAUGGAGGCACGCAGCUCUCCAUCCUCAGCAAAAGCAGCUCACAGAUCCGCAUGUCCAGCCUGCAGGCCGAGACUCCAGCCACAUGAGCUGCAGUCUCUCAGAUCCGCAGACACACACACUGAACCCCUCACACAUAGCGCUAUAGUAGUCCAGUUUCACCUCAGAGACGUGUAUGAGCUUGCAUUGUGUGGGGCAAACUGAUGCUGGAGGCCAUUCAUCAGAGCAAUCUGCUCCUGAACACACAAGAAUUCAACACCUUUAAUGAUCACAUGGUCAAGGAGACAAAUAUUUGGCUCGUCUUUUAUAUAAAUGAAAGGAAUAUGAAUUUCUAGAGCCAUGAAAAUCUCAUUGGCAUUGUCGUGCCAAAUUAAAGAAAUAUUUUACAUCUAUUCAUUGUGAUGAUCUUGAACACAAAGGCUAAAUAUCAAUGACCUGCCAUGGAGCUCUUGCCCAUAUUGAUGUUCAAGAAAAUGUGACCUGUUCCCUCGGCCAGAUAGGAAUGGUUUUAUCCAUGAUCCUAGCAAAAAAUACUUGGAUGAUACAAAGGGAAACACACUGACCAUUCUGUAGACCAUUAUCACAACAAGCUCAAUCAAACUUCAAGAAAAGGGAUAUUUCAACACUGAAAUGUUAACACUAAAUCUAUUUGAUUUAAUACAGUAGAAAUAUAAGAGGUAAAAGAGCUACUAAUCUGCCAAAAGUAUUUUAUUUAGAAACUGUUCAGUGUUUUCUGGAACCUCCUUCUCCGUGUGCUGGUAAAUAUGAUCUUGGACUUGCUCUAGACCAUGCUGUGGUCUCCCUGCCAGUGUGAAUAUUCAUUAUACUGUAUUUCAGUCAUGGAAAGUAAGGAUAAAAUUUGUGAAAAGAACUGAAAAAGAAAAGAAACUGAAUAGCUGAGAGAGAUUUCAUGCUCUUCAUAGAUUCACAGAAUUGUUGCAUUUAUUGAUGUUGAUACAAGUGAGGAACUAUUCAGUUUAAUGUUCUUAAAGCACACAGAGGACAUACUCACUUGUGUCAUUGGGAAAGUUUAGGAAAGUUUCAAGUCUCAUAUGAGGUAGGGAAAGAGCAUGUUAAAGCUUUUCUUAAAUGCAGUUUGACUAUCAGUUUAGAACUGUGAAUGUAUAUGGUUAGUCAAAUCGGGACCAUUUUUGUUAACUGAAAAGUGGGGUAAAAACUUUGAACUCUUAUUAUUUUAGAUGAACAAAAGCAAAACUAAUACCUGCAAAUGAAAACUAAUACAUUAAAUACUUUAAAUAGUA